CGGAACCCCAUGAUGGUCACCUUGAGUGGAGGACGAUGCGGCAUGACAAACAAGAGGGUCAACGGCCGCCAGUACUUGAAAGCUAGGCAAAGCUGAGCAGCAACGCAGUGCUCAUAUUACAAAAGAGCCUGCUCUCAUGGGCUUCGAUCAUGUGAAACGGCUCAAGCCCCAGCUUGUCAGUGGAGGUGUCGUCGCAGGUUCACCGUUGAUGUCAUUGCUUGAAGCAAAGCGGUGUCAUGUGGGUACUACUAUGAAUGGAAUUUCACAAUUUUUCGUGAGAUUCUCCAUUCCUGCCACACAUCGAUCUCAAGACAAGCUGGCGGUCUUGUGCUCAAAAUGGACGGAAUUGGUUCGAUCUCGGGGCCGGCCAUCGCCGAGACACCGAAGAAAAGUGAAAUUUUUCCAGAAGCGGGCGAAGCGUCGGCAGCCGAAAGCUUUAUAGAUAUCGGAGGCGGAUACGGCUCGGAGGACGAACCCCCGCGACGGAACUCCCGACGGAACAAUCCGCAGUUCACCAACGCUCAUAUUCGCGUCUACGAAUAUGAGCUGCGCGGCGGCUCGUACCAGAAGAGCAUCAAGUACCCGCGGCACAACGACUACCCGGGCAAGGGUGCGCCCGAGAAGAAGGCGCCCGAGGAGCUGGCCCCGGAGCAGCGGAUCAACAUCUUCGCCCUGCGACUGGCGUUCCUCGAGAAGCUGGCCAGCUCGCUGGGCGCGCUGGCGUUCCUGUGGGCCACAGGGGUGCUCCUCGGAGGCUUCGCGACGUCCUUGAACGAGACGGACUUCAGCGUCUUGACGGUGAUCAUCCUGGCCGAGAGCUCCAGGAUCUUCAGCCGCAGUCACGAGCUCGAGUUGUACCAGUUCUCCGUCAAGAAGGCCGAGAGCAAGACCCUGAUGGACCUCGUCCGCGCCGCGUCGACGUCGACCGUCGUGACGGCCGUCCUCACGCGCCUCCGCGACCUUCUCCCGCCCGCAGCUGGAGUUGGCCACGCGCUCUAUCGGAUCGACCACGUGACCAGACACCGGAACCGAAGUACCCCCUCCGUCGUGGUCGCCACCACCGUCCUCCUGUUCACGGGCAGAAUCAAAGACCGCGCGUUCACGGGCAAAAUCAAAGACCGUGCGAGGACGGUGGAUCCAACAUCCGUGCAGAUCGUGCCGUGGACGCAUCACACGAAGCUGAUCAGUCGCCUGCUGUACGUGGUGCAGCUGAUCUCUGCGAUCGGGGCCAUCGGGAUGGCGAGCUGGCGGCUGCGAAUCCACCAUUACUUUUACAACCCCGGCAAUUCGCAGCCCAUGCCUCCGAACCUCACCUUGUCCAUGACCAUGUUCUACGUGCUUGCCGUGGCGCAAGCGAGCCUGUUUCUGGUGGAGAGGUUCUUGUGGGAGUAUCAGAUGCGAGUGGCGAAAAUUCUGAAUAAUGUGAACUCCGAGGCCGGACUGGGCGAUGAGAAUCUCCAGACGGUGAAGAUGUUUUUCUACCAAGUGUACUCGAGGUGCCUCAAGGGAAGUGUUUUCGAUGGCCUGCAUAUGGAUUUGGUUUCCUUCAGCUUCGGGUGGCUCCAGGAGGAAGACUACCAGCAGCAGCUGGCCGCCGCUCGGCUUCUGAAACUGAUCGUGAACGUGGAUCCUUUGGCUGCCGACCCUCGGGCUGCCGACUGCCUGCGCCGGAUGGGCAACACGCCUGGAGUCAUCGAGCGCCUGGUCGAAAUGCUCUCCUGGAAUACCAAGAACGAGUCCGCUCUGCUCUGUGAGGUGGCUGUCAUCGUGUCUCGCUUGGCGAAAUUCAGCCGAAACUGCUGCAGAAUUGCGGUCAUUCCCGGCGCGAUCGACGCGAUAGUCUCCCUUCUCAUCCCCCACGGCGGUUCGAGUACUGAUGAGGCUCAGCUUAGCCUUCGCCUCUACGGACUACAAAUUCUCAAGCUGCUGUGCCGGUUGUCCCAGGACAACCGGAUCGCCGUCGGCGAGUCUCGACAUCUUCUGGCCAUUCUGGUGCUGUUCUUAGAAAUCCGGCAGGGAAAGACGCCCUCUGAGAAAGGAACAAAUCCGGAAGAGAAAGACGACCUUAAGGCCGUCUUUCAAAACCUUACAAAAGUUCACUUCAAAUAUUACAAAAAGUCAUUGCAGAUUCUGGAAUCGUUGGCCUCUGCCACCGACGUUCCGGGCAGUAGUCUCCGAGUGAAGAUAUCGCGUGUCGUUUCGGGCUUGAAAAACUUGAGGGACAUCAUCCACUACGGUGAUGGCCAACCAGUGCUGCAGCACCUCAGCAUGAGAAUUCUCUACCAUCUGGCUUUGGAAGAGAAAGUGCGCGUGAUCAUGGGUGCUACCGGUGGCAUCAUGAGCCAACUGUUUGGUCUGUUCUCUGGCGAUAUUGAAUCCCUGGAGACCGACGACCUCGAGAAUAACGUCAAAUUGCGACAAGAGGCAUCGAUCAUGGCAGGCAGAGCCAUCAACCGGAUCAUUCUUCAGAACAAGAAAAACAGCCUGAAAUUGACUACCCUGCUCGGAGCGAACGGUGACAGUUUUUUCACCUGCACUAUCAGAUUCAUUUCAAAGUCUGUGGAGUCUACAAAAAUGGACUCGCAUAUACGAGAGAUGGCGACCUGCAGUGCUCGAAUUCUACGCACUGUUCUGGAAUUCGUUGACGACUCUGUGAGGACAAACGUGGCCGAAAAGUGUGCUCGCAAUGUGAUGCAGCACAUUAUUCGGAAGCCAUACGAGAGCAGAUCCGAAUUAUACGAAUCAUAUCUAGGCUUGGCUUCGCUCCUGCUCCGAGGUCUUCAACAGGACACGUACGAUCCAGUUGUAAGGAGACUGCUGCACGAGACCAAGUUUAUGGAGCAAGCACUUCACAAUCUGAAGCAUAUUCCCGACAGAAAAGAGUUCUCGAGAAUUCGGAGGUACACCCUCGAGCUACUGAUUGCUAUACUCGAUAAGGACACACCUCAUUUAUCGUUCUACGGUGUUUUGGUGGAAAAGAGAAUCUCUGGAUCGCGUCUCGAAGAUUUGCUUCAACACGCCCUCGCCUCCUUUCCCGAAGUAGAAAACUUUUGCUUGUUCUCCGGCUUGUGCGGCUAUGCUCGAGACAACGUAGAGAUGGAAGACCUUGUUACUCAAGCGAUCCAGAAAUUGAAGACCUACGAAGCCUCCAGGCGUGGAUCUUAGUACACGAAGACCACCAUGUGAUAAUACUUGACUCUCGCUUUGAUAAACAGUGCCAAGAAUGCUCACUCCAUCCUCUGUUUACUCUUUAGCACUGGACUGAAGAUAGUACAUGCUAAAGCUUCAGCAGACGGCCUUGACUAGUACUGAUAGCCCUCGAGUCAUGAUCACACACGCAUGAACGCAUAUUUGAAAUACACAGUGGAGAAUGAUUGAUCCAACAUUCACAACUGGUGCGGGCAAGUCUGGCAACUCAGUUCAGAAUCUCGGCUUUAAACCAGAUUCGUGAUCGAUAUCAUCUGUAUAGGGAGCACCCAUAGUUCCCACUGUGUCAAGUUCAGGCACUAGGGAGGCUUGAGAGAAAUUGUAACACUUGAAGUAUUUGUUGAAGACUCUUCUAAAUUCAGGAGGAUAGGCAAGGCUGCAUCUGUUGGAGAGUUAAGUUGUACAUGUAAUGUACAGGUGAAAAGUGAGACCCAUGGAAUAAAAACUAUCAAAAGAAACAAAAGACGACGAAGGCGAGAACUACAAGCCAAUUCUCUAACUGCAACUAAGUCUCUCCCCUUCAUGCAAAUCGUGAGGACAAUUUCGUGUGCCGCAGUAGUAGAGGAUCAGGAGCCUGUUUGUGUUGUCGUUGAAGUCGACCCUAAUACGUCUCACGCAUUCUCUCCUGUACUAAGAAGAAAACCAUACAUUGCAGCUUCCUUGUAAUAUCAAGGGUUUGAAAUUAA
This is a messenger RNA of Marchantia polymorpha subsp. ruderalis, 3893 nucleotides long. The record is from the annotation of a GenBank genome assembly. Lineage: Eukaryota; Viridiplantae; Streptophyta; Marchantiopsida; Marchantiales; Marchantiaceae.